Paramecium sonneborni is the source of this 364-nucleotide messenger RNA. The record is from the annotation of a GenBank genome assembly. NCBI's taxonomy places the organism in Eukaryota, Ciliophora, Oligohymenophorea, Peniculida, Parameciidae.
UUUAAUGUCAAAUGAAUAAGGAGAGACUACAGAUUCAAAAUUGAGAAAUGAACCACAAUAGAAAGAGUAUGUUCUGAUAUAUUAAGCUUAUUACUUUUUAUUGUCUUUAAAAUAGGAAUGUUUUUUAUAAGCGGAUAUGCCUUUAAAAUGGCUAAUCUCAUAGAAUAGCUAAAUUAUAUGAUCCUGAUCGUAUAAUUAAAUAAAUAUUAAGAUCCAAACAUAUGGAGUUAAUAAUGAUCUUAUUGAUUAUCCAUAUUUAAAGAAUUUGCAAUUCCAAUCAAUCCUAAGUAUUUACAACUUGUGGAGCAGAAUUUCCAAAUAAUAUAAUUAUGAUUUAAAGGCAGAUGAAGAAAGCUAAACUCCU